UAUAGGUAUAACACUGACAGUAAUAAAUCAGCAUCAAGAUGAAACUGGUAUACAUAAUUAUAGUGUCGUUUAUAAGCUGCACAUGUACAAAUAGCGGAAAUUGUCCAGGAAGAUGCAAAUAUCAUUAUGGUGAACCAGGCAAAGUUACAUCAUGUGAAUGUUAUUCAACAGAUAAAAUGUAUGUCAAGAUAAGUGAACUCCUACAGUGUAUACCAAACACAGUAAUACAACUUGAAUUAUCAGAGUACAAUUUCGGGACUAUUUCAAAUGGAUCUUUUCAACAUUUACCAAAGUUGGGAAUAUUGAAUAUGACAGAAUGUAAUAUUACAGUUCUGGAGAGAAAUGGAUUUAAUGGAUUAAAAGACUUGUAUCAACUAGUGAUCAGUGACGUGCACAAAAACAGCCCUGGUUUUGUGUUGUCUGAACCACGCUAA
This is a messenger RNA of Owenia fusiformis, 434 nucleotides long. NCBI's taxonomy places the organism in Eukaryota, Metazoa, Annelida, Polychaeta, Sabellida, Oweniidae. The record is from the annotation of a GenBank genome assembly.